Messenger RNA from Cydia strobilella, 3449 nucleotides. RefSeq lists its product as uncharacterized. Gene Ontology annotation, biological process: interstrand cross-link repair; double-strand break repair via nonhomologous end joining. Lineage: Eukaryota; Metazoa; Arthropoda; Insecta; Lepidoptera; Tortricidae. Gene Ontology annotation, molecular function: 5'-3' DNA exonuclease activity; damaged DNA binding. The record is from RefSeq and is a predicted model, not a curated record. The transcript is spliced from 13 exons. Bases 77 to 2584 code for a protein of 835 amino acids.
GUGUAAUUUCUUUCUUUCAAUUCCUUCGUCGACUUUCUAUUGGGUAGAAUGAGUGUUUAUGAAUUAAGUUUAGAUAAUGAAUAAUGAUAUCAAUAAUUUCGUGCCAUCGCUUUUAAACCCCAGGACUAUAAAUAAAGAAAAUUUCUCGUUGACUCAGAAUUCAACAGUCAGUCGUUGUUCAUUGUCCUUAAAAAGAAACAUUCGUUUAGGUAAAAGGGAUACUAAUCAGACUGUUCUUGCAAAGGAAAGGUUAUUCAGCCAAGACAACAGAAGACACUGUAACACCCAAAAUACUUCAGCUUGUGCAAAAUCUAUUAGUACUCUAAUAGAUUUAGACGUACCCGGGUAUGAAGAAGAAAAAGAGAACAGCAACCAUGUAAAUCCUAUAUUUAAGAACCUUGCAACUAAGCAGUUUUCUUUUUUCAACAAUUUCGAUUUAGCCAAUGCUAGCACUGUACAUCUAUCGCCAGAUGAUCUGCAAACACAAAAACAGCAUAUGGAUAUGGAUAUCACAAAUUGGGAUCUAAGAAAUGAAGUUCUAACGAGUACUGCAACUAAUAAACUGAGUCAGGAACAACGCAGUCUUGAUUUCUCUGUUUUCGAAAACAUACAACUCAUUUCAGAUGCUAAUCGGCUCAAGAACAUAGAAAUACAAAAUGUAGUUCAUAAUCAGUCUUUGAAAAGUGGUUCCUCUGCUACUGAGCUAUACAAAUUUGAAGACACAAUACUACACGAUUUAAACGGAGAAUCUCAUGUCUUAAUCUCAUUUGGUAUACAAGACUGUGAAUUCGUCGAUCUAACCACGAAAAACUCUAAUAUUAAGAAAGUGUCUAUUACGCAUAAGGAUAAAAAUGUUAAUUUAGAUUGUGAGAUAGAGGAAUGUACUCCUCUUUCCACUGACAGCGAGUACGACGAAAAUAUGAACGAGACAACUAAUACUUCUCAAAAGAGGUCUGGAGUGGUUGUCAACCUAGAAAUUAAAAAGAAGAAACUGCCAACUGACACAGAAAAUUCGAAACUUCUUAUUUUGAAAACAGAUGCCAUUGAGAAACUGUCGCACGUCAUUGUUCAGCCGCAAAAUUGUAAAAUAGUGAAACGUCAUUUGAAUAAUAGUAAAUUUGGUAGCAGCAAAAAUAAUUUUGGUUUUAGAAAGAAUGGGAAAAGUGCUAACUUGAAACAAAAGUCGAUAACUUCGUUUUUCGCUAAAGACUGUGAAGAGGCAGGUAGUCAUACCGCGCAAGAUGUUGCGAUAGUCGAGAAUAAUGCUGUGGAAAUGAGCAAGAUCACGGGUGUGUCUGAUUCCAAGUGCGGCCGGCCUUACAGACCAGAGUGGAAAGGCGAACCGUCCCCACGAUGCCGCGUGGCCUCCGCUCCGAAGCAUCCCGACAGUCGGUCCCGGGGCAAACCGAACAGCGCGCGGUCAAACUCGCCCCAUAAGCAUUUAGAGCCGUUCACCCUUUCAGCCAAGACUAAGUCCAACAGGACCUUUGGCUCGGCGAAGGCUAUUCCGCAUUAUAAGAUCGUGGCAGGCACUCAUUUCGCCGUGGACGCUUUUUCAUACGGAGACAUACCUAGCGUGAAGCAUUAUUUCUUGACGCACUUCCAUUCCGACCAUUACUCGGGCCUGAAGAAAAAUUUCAGUAAAUUAUUGUAUUGCUCCAAAAUCACAGGUGAUUUAUGCGUAUCCCGAUUAGGAGUGAACCCGAAAUGCAUCCACGUUCUCAACCUGGAGGAGACAACGAGGAUCGAGGGGGUCGAGGUGACCGCUGUCGACGCGAACCAUUGUCCCGGCGCGGUCAUGCUGUUCUUCUACUUACCCAACGGAAUGACCAUCCUCCACACAGGAGACUUUAGAGCAUCACCGGCUAUGGAAUCUUAUCCCGUGUUCUGGAACAGCGAUGUUCACACCAUCUACCUCGACACUACUUAUUGCAACCCCCGCUACGACUUCCCGACGCAAGAGCAAAGCCUAGAGAUGGCGCUGUCUCUGCUGCGGACGAAGAAAACGGCGCUGGAAAAAGUCGGCAAGAAGUUCUCUUCCGUCCUCAUCGUCUGCGGCACUUAUACUAUAGGUAAAGAGAAGUUUUUUCUCGGCAUGGCGCGUCGCGUCGGUUGCUCCGUGUGGGCUUGCCCCGAAAAGGAUAAGGUACUUCAAACGGUGGAGGGACGCAGUUUCUGCACCUCGCCGCCGCACUCGUGUCAACUUCACGCUGUUCCGAUGAGAGAUCUCAGUCACGAGAAACUGAAGAGCUACUUGGAGAGUUUGAACGGCGCCUUCACGGAGGUGGUGGCCUUCAAGCCCAGCGGGUGGGAGAACGGCAAGAACACCACCGUGGAGAAGGACAUGGUCACCAUACACGGCAUUCCGUACAGCGAGCAUUCCAGCUUUUCAGAACUAAUCCGCUUCGUGAAGUUCCUGAAGCCGAAGCAGGUCGUGCCCACCGUCGACAUCUCCGGCGGAGUUAAAACUGUUCAGAAGUACUUCCCCUGUCCCCUGGUCGUCCACGACGACGCCCACAACCAGAGCAAGGUGACGGACUAUUACAGCAUAGAGAACCGACAGCAGGUGUCGGCUGUCACUUGAUGUCACGGCCAUUAUACGGAGCGGUCACGCGCCGCCUCCGAUCCGACUCCGAUCCGAAUCCGGCCCGAUCCAUAGCUUAUACCUACAUCUGCUUUCAGCUUUUGAUACCUAAUAAGGAUUUGUCUUAAAGGACUUGUAUCCAGGCCUUAAUCGUUUUAAAAAAUGUGGCUUUCCAUCAAAGAAAGGUCCUUAUGCUCAAUGUACAAUAAGGACCAUUCUAUCAAAAUUUCUGUUUGAAUUUCAGAUAAAAUGGUCCUUAUUGCACUGGAAGCAUAAGGGCCCUUUUGUGAUGGAAAACCACAAAUAUUCCUUGAACCUUUUAUUCAAGCUGCAUAUUCCGUCCAAGCAAUUUAGUUGAGGCGUGAAAUAUAAACUUGAAUGAUUUGAAGUCGGAAUUGCCGUAUUUUGCAAGUGAUACUGUUUAAAGCAGCUUGUAACUUCGUAGUUUGACAAGCAGAUGUUAAGCAUAAUUAAAAAAAGUAUGUAGUAAUUCAAGGUAUCAACACCUUAACCCUUUACCAGGCUAAGGGAUAUAUAUUUCCCACAUACGGCACUUCAAACAUGUGUUCUAUUUUCGAUGAGUUAGACUGACAUUUGAUUGUCAUUUUUGAAAAUGUCAGCCUGGUAAAGGGUUAACAGAGUAGCCUAGACAAAACAUACAGUUUGAAUUUUACCUUUGUGAAUUUGGUUCUCGAAAAAUCUAACAAUUUCGACUAUUACGAAGCUGGGUUUUAUUCUCGAUAUUUUUUUUCUCUGUCACGCUAAAUAAUAAAAUAAGCAGGAUCGAUAAAGAAGACAGAAAACGGAUCGGACGCAGUGCGCAAGCGCUCCUGUUAUUAUUCUAAGAUAAGCUGUCAUGAGACUG